AUGGAGCGUGUGAAGUUAAUUUUGCAGCAUUUUCAAUCCAACUCUGAAUCAAUCUCCAAUGGAAUUUGUAUCCUCCUCGCCUUGGUUAGUGUCAAACUUUACACCAGCUUUGACUUCAACUGUCCGUGCCUUCCUCAGUACAACAGACUGUACUCUUUGGGAGUGAUGGUUGUUCCACCGAUUAUCCUUUUCGUCCUGGGUGUCCUGGUCAAUCGACACACAGGUGUCAUGAUGGACGAGUUGAUAAGACCUGGUGGAAAACGGUCUAAAAAUACAGCUGUGGUGACAUAUUUAUUCUCAGCCAUGGUCCAGCGGGCCCUACUUGCACCAGUGGUAUGGAUCCUAGUCACUUUACUGGAUGGAAAAAUUUUCAUCUGUGCCUUCAGUGUGACUGUCGAUCCUGUACUAUUCUCAGGUUUGCCCAACAACACUGGAUUGGAUGUGAUCAAAAUCAUGGCUAAAGUGCCCUGCAAGGAGGAUGUCAUCUUCAUUAAUAGCUCUUUCCACAAAGCAGUGGCUCGUUAUGUUCGCUGCUAUUCACAAGGAGUUGGCUGGUCCAUCCUCCUUUUCCUGAUUGUGCUGGGAGCAUUGGGACGACUCAUCAAGCCUUGUUUUGAUGACCAUGCCACCUUCCUGCAAACACGCUAUUGGAGCAAUUACCUUGAUGUGGAGCAGAAACUCUUUGAUGAGACAUGUGUCCUCCAUGCACGAGACUUUGCACGGACAUGUGUGGUGCAGUUCUUUGAAGACAUGAGGGAAGAUGUUGAAUUAAGUCCCCCACAUCCUCAAUCCAUUAAACAUUUUAAGGAAAAGGGGGAAGACAAAAAAGGGGAGGGACUUCAUGGGAUAACAAAGCAAGAGCAAGUGGACAACUUACUCAAUAAAUGGUAUUUCGGUAAACCUGAACUGGAUGUUACCAGAGCUGCCUACAGGCUGCUUUUUACCUGCAAAAAAGAAAGGGGAAAUCUUUUAUUCUGA
Messenger RNA from Syngnathoides biaculeatus (alligator pipefish), 978 nucleotides. It is a transcript of the gene calhm3, whose product is annotated as calcium homeostasis modulator 3. The coding region runs from base 1 to 978 and encodes 325 amino acids. Gene Ontology annotation, molecular function: monoatomic cation channel activity. Lineage: Eukaryota; Metazoa; Chordata; Actinopteri; Syngnathiformes; Syngnathidae. The transcript has 4 exons. The record is from RefSeq and is a predicted model, not a curated record.